Messenger RNA from Acanthopagrus latus (yellowfin seabream), 3191 nucleotides. RefSeq names its product tyrosinase (gene tyr). The transcript has 5 exons. Bases 158 to 1780 code for a protein of 540 amino acids. Gene Ontology annotation, molecular function: tyrosinase activity. Gene Ontology annotation, biological process: melanin biosynthetic process; pigmentation. The record is from RefSeq and is a predicted model, not a curated record. Lineage: Eukaryota; Metazoa; Chordata; Actinopteri; Spariformes; Sparidae.
UGACUCUGAAGUGUGUAAUCUUGUAUUUCUCUGCUUACUUAGUAAGUAUAGAGGUAACUUUGGAAGCACUGACUCUACUCCCCUGUGCUGCUUUUGCUCUGUUGCUUCUAUCCUCUCAGCACGAUUUCACACCGUGGAGCUGCCCUGACUUUUCAUCAUGAGGAGUCUGUACGCAUCUCUAGUUCUGCUUCAGCUCAUUGGGAUUUGUUUGUGCCAGUUCCCCCGCCCUUGUGCCAACUCAGAGGGGCUGCGGACCAAAGAGUGCUGCCCAGUGUGGGACGGAGAUGGCUCAGCCUGCGGCGCCCUGUCAGGUCGAGGCUUCUGCACUGAGGUGGAGGUCUCGGACGAGCCCCAUGGGCCCCAGUACCCACACAGCGGGAUUGAUGACAGAGAGCGCUGGCCUUUGGCUUUCUUCAACCGGACGUGUCGCUGUGCUGGAAACUAUGGAGGCUUUAACUGUGGAGAGUGCAGGUUUGGUUACUGGGGUUCAAACUGUGCUGAGUACAGGGAAUCGGUGCGCAGGAACAUCCUGACCAUGUCGACUGCUGAGCAACAGAAGUUCAUCUCUUAUCUCAACCUGGCCAAGAACACCAUCAGCCAGGACUAUGUCAUCUCCACAGCAACGAGAGCAGAGAUGGGGGAAAACGGGGAGAACCCCAUGUUCUCUGACAUCAACACCUACGAUCUGUUUGUCUGGAUGCACUACUACGUGUCGCGAGACGCCUUCUUGGGAGGGCCCGGGAACGUGUGGAGGGACAUCGACUUUGCCCAUGAAUCCGCGGCAUUUCUGCCAUGGCACCGAGUCUACCUGCUUCACUGGGAGAACGAGAUAAGGAAGCUGACGGGAGAUUUCAACUUCACCAUCCCAUACUGGGACUGGAGGGACGCCCAGUCCUGUGAGGUGUGCACCGAUGCUCUGAUGGGAGGACGCAGCUUCAACAACCCCAACCUCAUCAGCCCUGCCUCAGUCUUUUCCUCAUGGAAGGUGAUCUGCACCCAGCCAGAAGAGUACAACAGCCGAGAGGCAUUGUGUAACUCGACCGGGGAGGGUCCGCUGUUGCGUAAUCCCGGCAACCAUGAUCAGAACCGCGUGAGGCGACUCCCUACAUCAGCUGACGUGGACUUCGUUGUGGGCCUCCCCGAGUACGAGACUGGACCCAUGGACCGAUUCUCAAACAUGAGCUUCAGGAACGCCAUAGAGGGUUUUGCCGAUCCAGAGACUGGUCUUGCAGUGCAAGGUCAGAGCACCAUGCACAACGCCCUGCACGUCUUCAUGAACGGCUCCAUGUCCUCAGUGCAGGGCUCAGCCAAUGACCCCAUAUUCCUCCUGCACCAUGCUUUCAUUGACAGCAUCUUUGAGCGCUGGCUCAGGACUCAUCAGCCUCUCCGGAACAGCUACCCACGUGCCAAUGCCCCCAUCGGCCACAAUGAUGGUUACUACAUGGUGCCCUUCAUGCCCCUCUAUAGAAACGGAGACUACUUCCUGUCCAACAAGGUGUUAGGAUUUGAGUAUGCCUACCUGCUGGAUCCUGGCCAGAGAUUUGUUCAGGAGUUCCUGACGCCCUACCUCCAGCAGGCCCAGGAUAUCUGGCAGUGGCUCCUGGGAGCGGGGCUCCUCGGGGCGGUGAUCGCCGCGAUCAUUGCUACACUGCUCGUUGUCGCCAGAAGGAAGUGGAGGCGCAACCAGAGGAGGAAGAGGGUGCCGAGCUAUGGAGAGAGGCAGCCACUCCUGCACAGCAGCUCAGAGGAAGGCUCGUCAUCAUAUCAGACAACACUGUAACACACACAGAUACUGUACGUACUGCUGUGUCUGAAUGUACAAAAUGUUAGGGACACUUCCUGGUACAUCACUUCAUUUGUCACUGAUGUCCCAUCAUAAAUCUUAAGCGUUAGAAAGAAAACAUCUGCUGCCAUCAUGGUAGGAGGCAGCUGUGCGUCACUACAAGUCUAUUUUAUUGCACCCCAGCGCUGUGGAGGUGAAGUGAAUUUCAUUGACAGCACUGAAAAACGACACUUCCAAGAUUUCUGGGCAUCAAAAAAGCAAAAGCCCCUUCUCUUCUGGUUAUUUAAUAUUGAGGCGCACAGACGCUUCAAGGUCUGAGAAAUUUUAUAAGAGGAGAUUAUGAACAAAGAGCAGGGAGCCAACAUCAGAGAGACGUCCUUAAUGUUUCAUACAUUCAGUUCAUACCACACACAAACUGUAAGGCUUUCAGAGUUAUCUCGUGUGUCGGGUUUCGUGGCAUCUAGCGGUGAGGUUGCAGUUUGAAAUGCGCCAUUACCAACUGAACAUCACACCUCUCACAUCACGAAGAGCGUACAAGGGCCCUCUGUAGGCCCAGAGAACAUGGCUGUGCAUCAUGGUGGACUCUGUGGAAGAGGACGACUUUUAGUCUGUGAUGAAAACAUAUAUAAUAUGAAAUGUCCGUGCCUUAAUCCCCCUGAACCCAACACACUGGAUCUUUAAGUGAUCGUUAUCGCAAUGUAACAAAUUGUCCAAAUAAAAAUGUAAAGAUUUUGACAGUACACUGAGUAUUUUCUCCUGGGUGUUUAACCUGUGACUUGUGAUCUCAUUUUUGAGUACAUUUACUGUCUAUUCACAUGAGCGACUUUGUCAACAGAUCAGCAGUAAAUAUGAUGUGUAUAUUGCUUCCUUGGCAACUUUGUCUUGACUGACCUUAAGCACAGAUGCAUAUAUGAUAUACUGCAUUACUCCAUUGUAAGGCACUCUGACUCUAACUGAGAAGCACUGUAUGUAAUUACCGUGAGUUUACUGGAGUUAUGCAGUUUUAUAAUAUUCAGCUGACUUGCAUACAACUCAAAAAGUCAAGCCAGGUCUGCUGCUGUUAUCUGUGUAGACUGCUCAGGGUGUAACAGUCACAUUAUUUGCCCCCUCACACUCAGUAAAUCAGUUAUCUGAACAAAAUUAAAGUCUUUCCUCCCACAUAACCUCAUGUCGUCAUUAGUAAAAAUGUCUUAUUUCAGAUUCUCUAACUGGCAACAGAAAAGCUUUUCUGUGCCGUGUGUGCAUGUGUCUGUGUGUGUGUGUUUAGAAUGCAAAACUCUCUAACCAAACCUUUGACAAAUUUUGUGUGUUUGUGUUUGCACUGGUGCUAUAAUGACUUUUUGCGUGCAGAGAAAGUAUAGAUGGUAUCAUGGUAACAAAGCUAAAUCAUGACUUUGUACAUGCUGCA